This is a messenger RNA of Nilaparvata lugens (brown planthopper), 289 nucleotides long. RefSeq names its product DNA mismatch repair protein Msh2-like. The record is from RefSeq and is a predicted model, not a curated record. The transcript is spliced from 2 exons. NCBI's taxonomy places the organism in Eukaryota, Metazoa, Arthropoda, Insecta, Hemiptera, Delphacidae. The coding region runs from base 11 to 196 and encodes 61 amino acids. Gene Ontology annotation, molecular function: mismatched DNA binding; ATP binding. Gene Ontology annotation, biological process: mismatch repair.
GAGAGAAAAGAUGAACGAUAUGGAGGAGAAAAUCAAGAGUCAACUGAAUAAAGCAGCUCGAGAUUUGAGCCUGGAUCCACACAAAACUAUCAAACUUGAAUCCAAUUCGCAGUAUGGAUAUUUUUUUCAGAGUUUCUCUCAAGGAAGAGAAGGUUCUCAGAGGCCAGACCACAUACACAGUUCUCGACUCGGUUAAAAAUGGCGUCAAAUUCCGCAGCCAGAAAUUGACAAAUCUGAAUGAGGAAUACUCGCAAUUGAGGGAAACAGUACACUGAAAUGCAGAAAAAAG